Molecule: messenger RNA, 2412 nt
Organism: Platichthys flesus (European flounder)
Lineage: Eukaryota; Metazoa; Chordata; Actinopteri; Pleuronectiformes; Pleuronectidae
Gene: klhdc10
Product: kelch domain containing 10
Exons: 9
Coding region: 131-1288 (385 amino acids)
Biological process (GO): positive regulation of stress-activated MAPK cascade
Molecular function (GO): protein binding
Source: RefSeq, a predicted model, not a curated record
GAGGGGGGGACAACAGGAAUCUGUGAAUGGCUUCAGAUGGAUGAGAUGCGGGCUGAUGUAUAAUGUUUUAUCUGCACCUCGGCAGAUGUGGUUGUUCUUCAACGUGACUGGAUUGUGAACGGGGGAAGCGAUGGAGGCAGAAGCUGCUCGCGGCUCGGACCAGCUGAAUAAAUUCGAGCGACUGACAGGGAGGCCCCCGCAGACGUUAGCAGGUCAUCGUACUCCCCCCGCCCGCAGUGGGCAUCGCUGUGUCGCAGACAACACUAACCUGUAUGUAUUUGGAGGCUACAACCCCGACUAUGAUGAGUCAGGAGGCUCAGAUAAUGAAGACUAUCCGCUGUUCAGGGAGCUGUGGAAGUACCACUUUGCCACAGGCUGCUGGCAGCAGAUCCGAACAGAAGGCUACAUGCCCACAGAGCUGGCGUCUAUGUCAGCUGUUUUGCACGGCAACAACCUCCUGGUGUUCGGAGGCACUGGGAUCCCCUUUGGUGAGAAUAAUGGCAACGACGUUCACGUUUGUAACGUGAAGUACAAGCGAUGGUCCCUGCUCAACUGCCGUGGGAAGAAGCCAAACAGAAUCUAUGGACAGGCGAUGGUCAUAAUAAACGGCUUCCUGUACGUGUUUGGAGGUACAACAGGCUACAUCUACAGCACAGACCUGCACAGGCUGGACCUGACCACCAGGGAGUGGAUCCACCUCAAGCCCAACAACCCUCCUGACGACCUGCCCGAGGAACGGUACAGACAUGAAAUAGCUCAUGACGGACAGAGGAUCUACAUUCUGGGAGGAGGCACUUCCUGGACAUCUUAUCCUCUAGACAAGGUGCAUGCGUACAAUCUCGAGACCAAUUCCUGGGAGGAGAUUACGACUAAGCCUCAUGACAAAAUAGGGUACCCUGCUCCUCGGAGAUGCCAUAGCUGUGUGCAAAUACGAAACGAUGUAUUUAUCUGUGGAGGCUACAACGGGGAGUUGAUAUUGGCAGAUCUGUGGAAGAUCAACCUGCAGACUUUCCAGUGGAGUAAACUACCAGCAAUGAUGCCUGAGCCUGCCUACUUCCACUGUGCUGCUGUCACCCCGGCUGGCUGCAUGUACAUCCAUGGUGGCGUGGUGAACAUUCAUGAGAACAAGAGGACUGGCUCUCUGUUUAAGAUCUGGCUGGCAGUGCCCAGCCUGCUGGAGCUCUGCUGGGAGAAGCUCCUCAAGGCUUAUCCCCACCUGGCCACUCUCUCCACCAUCCAGCUGCUGAACCUGGGCAUGACACAGGAAUUAAUCGAACGCUUGAAAUGAGCCGCACAGCGGAGCACGGACAGAGGAAUGGAUGACCUGGGCUGGACUGGGAGGAGACGAGGUGUGACAGAGCACAGAAGAUAAAAUUCACAGCAAACUUUCUCGGGAAUCGCCCUCUCGCUCCCGUGCCUGACGUAGCCCCGCCUUAAAACCAAAAACAAUGGGAUGCCUUUUUUCAUUUUUUUUUUUUUGUUCUUAGGUUUUUCGCAGUUCCAGUGAUGACGAAGAAAAUAGAUGCAGAAUGUUUUAUUCCCUACAUGAUGCCUUUGUGUCAAACUACGUACGAACUCCAGCCCCCUCAUCAGCCAAACUGUGACUGCUGGAAAUACUUUAUUUUGCCCCGUCAUGUUUUCAAAGACUGCCCUCUCCCAUUUUUUUAAUCAACCUUCUCUAGUACUUUUAAGAAUUAUGUGCAAAAGAAGAAUGCAUGUAUAUUUAUUUGGACAAAUCAGUUUUGGGGGGAAUCACCUGAAAUUGCUGUUUGCACAUGUUGUAUUGCAUAUUUGUAGACAUUUACUUUUUUUAAAAGGAGGUUUCAGUCUAUAAAGUGAAAGGGAGUGUUUUUUGCACGUUUUAGUCAAUUGAAUACAAAUCUCAUGUUUUAGAUUUUGAAAGUGACUUUCCGGUGAGCCAUUUUUUAUUUCAUUUUUCUCUGUAUAGUUUGAAAAUCAACUUCCAGACGCUUGAAACUUGAAUUACCGACUUCCCCUGCACUACUUUGAACUCAUUUUAAAUAACUGAAAUGUUUUCACCGUCAGGGAUUUCCAAUCUAAAAUGUCAAGUCUUUUUAUGUUGUAUGAAUUUAAACAAGGGUGUGUCUGGAUUUAAGUCCAGACACACCCUUGUAGUAAAUUGGCUAAAACGUGUUAAGAAAAAGUGAAAUGCUGGUUUUACCAAUGACUGAGCCCUUCUAUUUUCCAUCAUACAUCUUGUUACAGAGAAUCAUCCACGAAAAAAAAAAGAUCGAAGGUGGGUAUCUUCAAUAAUAAUGAACUUCCCAUCCCGUUUGCUUGCAGCUCUCAUUUGUAAUCCAAACCAUGCACCACAUCACUGUGAAUUUGGUGCUCUUUAAAAAUUAACUUAAAUGCUUUUAUUCAAAUAAAGACUUGCUGUUAUUCCAUUCA